ACUGUAUGUCUCUUUAACUAAUGAUUUUUUUCUGUCAUUUCAGACCCCGUCUUCAACAAUGACGCCCCGCGGCAUGACAAAACGUACCCCGCUGCUGUGGGGAAUGUGUCUUUUGCUUGCUGCGAACCCUGCGGUGAGUUCAGCGCCAGAAAACAGCAACACAAGCGUCACCGUUCCGACCGAAGUCGCAACCAACCAGCAGGCCGCUACAUCUGCAAGCGUGCUGCAGCCUACAGCCCUGCAUCCAGCGAAGCCUUCAGAUGCGGCUGCUCGUGCAGAGGAGGCAGCGACGCCCACAGCGGCUCACGAAGACGGCGUCAGAAACAAAACCAGCGACAGACGGCUUGCUGUGACGACUGCAACCAGCGGCUCCAAACCUCUCGCCCCCACAGAAAAGGUGACGACUAAGGAUGUAGUUCCUGUGGAGUUGACAGCAGCUGCAGCUGAACGAAAUGGCACUGCGGUGCUUGCGAGCACAGGCGAACCACAGCCUCUCAGUCCAACACUCCCAGCUAGAACAAGAUCUCCCACUGUCUCCAUCGCUCCUACGGCCAAAGAACGCCUUGUUUCCUCGUCAAAGACCACAGGCCAUGCGCAGACUUUCACCGAAGUCACAUCGGCUGGAAGCGGGCAACGAUCGUCCACUGCCAUGACCGCAGCCACAAGUGAAACACAACCUCGAGACCGUACAACAACGGCGAACGCAGCAAAUCAAACAACAGGUCUUCUCCUCCACUCGUCAGCCUCCAGUCGCACCGACACGACUUCUCCUCCGACGACCUCUGCAGGCUCGCAUGCUUCUACGCAACAGCCAACGUCCGUUACUGGAAUUAGGUCAGAGGAACCCACCACUCACGCUACGAAUGAGUCCACUCAAAGUGCAGCCACCUCCAGCGGCUCCACCGCUUCUGUAACCACCUCGGCGGUCGUUCAAUCCACCACCUCCGAGCUCACGUCUACAUCGCGUUCUGCUCCUGCCUCCACCGGCUCCAACCCCACAUCAACGGGACCGGCUUCCACUUCCACUUACACGGAUUCUUCCAACACCACCACUGCCAACUCUACCAGUCCAGCAGGCGUCUUGAUCCCUCGUGGCCCUGCGUCAACGACAACCCGGGUCCCGUCAACCACAGUGGCUCCCUGCGGACCGUCGAACGGCUCCGCGAGCAGCCAGAUCCUGCCCUGCUCCACCAAGGGCGUAGUGAAGCAGUGCCUGGUCGUCAUCGCUGUCCUGGCCCUGGUGGCCACCGUCUUCGUCAUUUCCACCAUUGUCCUUUGCAUCAAGCUGUCGGCGAGGAAAUACAAAGGGAGGAAACCUCCGCCGGCCACCGAGAUGAUGUGCAUCUCCUCUCUGCUGCCUGAUAAGAGUCCCGCCUACACAAGGCAGCGCAACCCGGUGAGCAACGGAGUCCUGGUGUUCCCCUUGGGAGGAGACAGCGACGAGGAAGGCGGGGAUAAUCUCACUCUCAGCAGCUUCCUUCCGGAAAACGACCGCUACGUUUAGCCGGAUUGACGUAGCCAAGCAGACCUUUCUUGGGUCUGUGGUGCAAGAGACUGAGCGAGUUCAUGUGGCGGACACGUUAUGUACAGAGGAACAGAUGCACAGACCACAGGCACUCAUCGUUUCAUCAGCUGUGUCCGACAUUUGACCCAAAGGAUGUAGACGUUGAGCAUAACUUUACACGCGCCUUUAAUCCACCCCCCAUCCACACACACACACACACACACCCCCCUUGGGAGACUGGAAACCAGGAAGGAGAGAGAGCGAUCAAAGCUACUUUCCCUUUUUUGUUCUUUCAAACAUCUGGACUUUUGGUAAUUUACUUUGCAGCAACAGACAGGAAGUCAUUCUUUGCUGAGAAACGUCUCUGUUCUUCACACGGUUGUUGUUGUUGGAAACGAAAGACUUAUUUCCGAUUAUUUCAGAACUUUUUUUCCACCUGUAACCCGCACAGCUCGGCUGAAAAUCAAAACUCUUUGAGCAGUGGGGUAAUUUACAAACCAAAAUAAUGUGCUUGCAUAGGUGAGUCCGCCCUUACCGAUUCGUUUUCAUGGCACCUUUUGAUUUUAUUAAGGGCUCAUGUCUCUUUUUAAGGGUAAGACCUUAUUAGCAUGUAAUAUCUUGAAUUGAGUGGGGGUUUUUUUCGCACUCUUCUUUGCAAAAACACCCCUGACCAAUCAGGUCAUGCAAUUUCCAGCACACCCCACAGAUUAGCAGAUCCAGCUGGGCCCGUCGGAAACUUUAACCUUCCUCUAGUGAAGCCGCUCCUUUGCAGAGGGAGAUGAGCGCUCUGCAGCGGUCGAUGUGUCUUAGGGUUUGGAGCACAGAGCUGGGAAUGGGGGCUUUAAUGUCUUAAUGUAGAAGUAAUGGAUUAAUGUCAACAGAUUUCCCCCGCCUGAACUUUGGCUCUCUGCAGCUCUUCUUUUUUUUGCUGAUUAAUGUUCUCCUUUUCAGGCCUGUCAGUUUAGGUGGUCGCAAGGCAGAAAACACUGGGAUUCACUAUUUGUUUUGAUGCAAAGUGCUACUUGUUUUCAGCUAAAUGUGAAGCUGAUAACCUAGAGCUCUCCAUUUUAUGGCUUGAAACACGAAAGGAACGUGUUCACAACAAGUAGAUAUUUUACGGCACAGUUAGCCCUGAACACAAAUCAUCCAAAGUGGAUGAGAAUAGUAGCCUACUGGCAAGUUUCACCUCAGUCUAUGAGCCUGCAGUCAUGCCUGAAACCAAUUAUUAUUAAAAACCAGAGAAAUUGAACUUCCCAGUACUAAGAGCCAUUUGAGUCUUUGUCUUGCUGGAAGAUGAAGCUUCUUGUCCUCCUCAGCUUUUUUUAUAACAGGCUGAAGUGUUGGUGCCAACCUUCACUGGUAUUUUGAACUGGUCAUUAUCCCCACCUUGACAAAUACCCCAGGUCCAGCUGAUAUCGCUCUUUUGGUUUUGCUCAGUGUCGUAUUUGCGGCCAAACAAAGUUUUGUAAUUAACGUCAGUCUUGGUUUCAUCAGACCACAGCACAUCCUCCACAACGCUUUUACCAGACCCCAAAUGUAUAAUUGUUGAAUUUAGAUCACAGUCUUGCCACCUUGUCCCACCUCCCUGAUGUAUUGAGACUUUAGGAAAUUACUGUAAUAAUCACUCCACAGCCAGAACCUCCCAGAGAUCCCUGCAGCUAUUUUAACGUUUGGUCGUUUGGUAGAAACUUCGACCAGUUUACGUCUUUACAUCGUUGACCCUUGACUGUCUUCCCUGUGCUCCGUCGUCUAGCUGACACUUUGGGAAAAUCCUGUAACGUCUUCUAACUGAUACCAUUUAUUUAUUUAUUUUUUGAUGCUGUGAUCCCUCUGAUGCAAUAUAUUUCCCUCCUAGAAAAGUUGAACUUUAUGAUUUGGAGUUAAUCAGUGGCUUUGUAGAUCGUGGCAGAUUUUCUCGCUCUCUCUCUCCUUUUGAGCUUGAAUUUAAAGUUUCAUUCUGAUGACGACCACAUCCUUAGUUACAAGAGAGUGUAGACACCUACGCAACCACAUUAUUCUAUUUAUCUUUCAUCCCUAUUAAAAGUGUGUUUGUGUUUCUUUAGUUACACUUCACAGGAAAAACUGGUCUGAAAUUGUUUUCUUAUCUUAUUUAUGUUUUCUGUCAUGACCAAAGUGUUAUGCUUUAACGGGAAGUUGUAGUCUUUGCAUAUCCACUAUAGAAUUUCCUGUUAAAAAAGUUUUUCCACUUGUAGGACUGCUUGACUUUUUGUUUUUCCUGUAAGCUUUUGAAAAGGAUCUUUGCAUAGGUUUUUCAGUAGGAAAGCAUAAACGUAGCACACAGAGUGCUGGACAAGAUGACGUAGAAGGCGACCAUGUUAAGUUUAAGUUGAUGUUUUAUUUCUGGGAAAGUGCAGAUUAAUAUUAAUAAACUAUACAAAUAGAAAAAAAAGUUUUUUUUAUUGCUGCUGAUCCCUUUAUGUUCUUUUGCCUCCAUUUUGUUUGCUCGUAUCUCUAACAAUACUCCAACAACAUCCUGUCAGAUUGGUGAAUAAUCAUUUUGAUGCAUGCGCUUUCCUCAGAUUGCGUCAGAAUAGACUUUAAAAAGAAAACACAUAUGUCAUGGUGCUGCAUGAGGACAGAAAUUAGUAUUAGUGAAGCUGGGACUCCAGGAAAACUGGGGCACCGAAAACCCCAAUUCUACAUCUUAAACUUGGACUUAAAAUCUGUUUUCUUUACUGUUAAACACAAUCUAUGUGUUGUUUAACAUCUGCAAAAUUAGGAAUCUUUGUUAGGGAGUUACAUAAAGAUACACGCUUGUUUUACCGAACCUUUGGUCCUUCUCUGCAGCUGAGCUGCUCGCUGUAAAGGGAUCAAUAAUGAGGCCAUUAGUCUGUAAGUUUGCUGAAAUCUGUAGCUUUUAUUAUUAAAUGUGCAGUUUUUGUAGUUCUUUUGUAAAUUCUAUUUGCAAGUUUCUAAAGGGCAAACAGUCAUAAUAAAACCGGAUCCUCUCUAAACUCA
Molecule: messenger RNA, 4483 nt
Organism: Fundulus heteroclitus (mummichog)
Lineage: Eukaryota; Metazoa; Chordata; Actinopteri; Cyprinodontiformes; Fundulidae
Gene: selplg
Product: selectin P ligand
Exons: 1
Coding region: 59-1504 (481 amino acids)
Source: RefSeq, a predicted model, not a curated record